This is a messenger RNA of Elaeis guineensis (African oil palm), 585 nucleotides long. Its product is annotated as F-box protein At2g05970-like. Gene Ontology annotation, molecular function: protein binding. The record is from RefSeq and is a predicted model, not a curated record. Lineage: Eukaryota; Viridiplantae; Streptophyta; Magnoliopsida; Arecales; Arecaceae.
AUGUCCUGGGCCGCCCUUCUUCCCGAGCUACCGGUCCUCAUUCUCGGCCGUCUGGAGAUGGCCGACUACCUCCGGUUCGGUUCCGUCUGCCGUUCAUGGUGUUUCACAGUGGCCCAGAGGCCUUGCCCGCCGAAGCCACAGAUCCCAUGGCUGAUGCUUUCCGAUAGCAAGAGGGAUCCCGACACCCGCUGCUUCUUCAGCCGCCCGGACCAGAAGAUGUACGAAAUCCAACUCCCGGAGAUCCACGGUCGCUUGUGCGUCGGAUCCUCCGAGGGGUGGCUGAUCACCGUCGACGAGAUCUCGGAGCUGCACGCUCUCAAUCCGCUCACCGGGGCAUCCUUGGCCCUCCCAUCCGUCACGACGCUCCCUAAUGUCGGCGGUGCCGUCCGUGACUCCGACGGCCAAAUCACCGACUAUGUCAUCGUCUGUGAUGACCUGCGAGAGGUGCCGUAUGAAGUGGAGCGCAUGCGCAUGUGCUACUAUGCCAAGGCAAUCCUCCACCCCUCCUCCGCUGGGAGUGGCCACACCGUGGUGGUCAUUUACGGACAAUUCAAUUCUGCAUUAGCGUAUGCUGGGGACGAGUGA